This is a messenger RNA of Closterium sp. NIES-67, 824 nucleotides long. The record is from the annotation of a GenBank genome assembly. Lineage: Eukaryota; Viridiplantae; Streptophyta; Zygnematophyceae; Desmidiales; Closteriaceae.
CUGGAAGCAGUCAAGAAAGUGCAGAAGCAGCAGACACAUGGUGAGGUGCUUGCUGGUGUGGAUGCGAGUGCGGCAUGGGCUAAGGCUUCACCAAGGAGUGGAGAGGCCGAUUGGGAGACAUGGCAUGAGAGGCUGUGUCAUGUGAACUUCCCUAUGCUGCAGAAGUUGGUGAAGGAUGGGAGCCUGAAGGGCUUGGAGGGCUGCCUGAUCCGUUUUGGGUGUCUGCACUGAGGCAGGUCGCCCUUGUGAAGAACAGGGUGCUGGCUACAGUUGGAGAUAAGGAGUGGAUCCCAUAUGUCAAGUGGUAUGGGAGUGCUCCAGCUGUGAAUAUGCUGAGGGCAUUUGGGUGCAUGGUAGUGUUUCAUGUGCCCAAGGAGAAAAGGGGGAAGUUGGAGGCUUCUGGAAGAUGGGGUGUGCACUUGGGGAUUGCAAAGGAUCACAAGGGGUGGCUGCUAUGGGACCUGACCACCCAGAAGUUGACAGUGUCAAGGGAUGUGAAGUUUCUUGAGUCCCUGUACUACAAGGAAUGGAAGCAGCAGCAACAGAAGCUUCCAUCUACACCGCUCAUUGUGGAGGCAGAUGAGGUGCAGCAGCCUUCAAGACAGGUGGAGGUUGCAGUGUCAGAGGAGGAGAUGGACAAAGGUCAAAGUUGAGGUUCCUAUAGGGAGGGAAUCUUUGUGCUUAUGGGGUUUCCUUGGUUGGGGACUCUCUUGGGACCUUCCCUCUCGUCCCUCUCUUUCUAUCCCAACCUUUCUCUUGCUCCUUCUAAUUCCUUGUGAGAUUCUUGAACUUUGAUUGAACUCUUGAGAUUGAGUUAAGUUCUC